Molecule: messenger RNA, 1950 nt
Organism: Miniopterus natalensis
Lineage: Eukaryota; Metazoa; Chordata; Mammalia; Chiroptera; Miniopteridae
Gene: AK5
Product: adenylate kinase 5
Biological process (GO): ATP metabolic process
Cellular component (GO): cytoplasm
Molecular function (GO): ATP binding; AMP kinase activity
Source: RefSeq, a predicted model, not a curated record
GGCGGCGGUGGCGGGAGCGCCGAGACCACCAGCCCCACGGAAAGGCGGAGGGCGGCCUGGCCUGGGAGGGCAGAGCUGAGCGCGUGUCUGCGCGCGAGAGGGGGCCACACCGCCUUCAGCGCGGACCCCGUCAGCCCCAGCCCAGGUCGCCGCAGCCCGAGAGCCUCCCCGCCUGCGCCCAAGGCACGCGCGGCGCAGCCAUGAACACCAGCGAUGCCAAGGAGUAUCUGGCUCGGAGGGAAAUCCCUCUGCUUUUCGAGAGCCUUUUGAAUGGACUGAUGUGUUCUAAGCCCGAAGACCCUGUAGAGUACUUGGAAAGUUGUUUGCAGAAAGUAAAGGAACUAGGUGGCUGUGACAAGGUGAAAUGGGAUACGUUUGUCAGCCAGGAAAAGAAGACCUUACCUCCCCUCAAUGGAGGACAGUCACGGAGAUCCUUUCUAAGAACUGUAAUGCCUGAAAAUUCAAACUUUCCAUAUCGGCGGUAUGAUCGGCUCCCUCCAAUCCAUCAAUUCUCCAUAGAAAGCGAUACGGACCUCUCCGAGACUGCAGAGUUAAUUGAGGAAUAUGAGGUUUUUGAUCCUACUAGACCUCGACCAAAAAUCAUUCUUGUCAUAGGUGGUCCAGGAAGUGGAAAGGGUACUCAGAGUUUGAAAAUCGCAGAACGUUACGGAUUCCAAUACAUUUCAGUGGGAGAAUUAUUAAGAAAGAAGAUCCACAGUACCAGCAGCAACAGGAAAUGGAGUCUUAUUGCCAAAAUAAUUACAACUGGAGAAUUGGCCCCACAGGAAACAACAAUUACGGAGAUAAAACAGAGAUUGAUGCAGAUACCUGAUGAAGAGGGCAUUGUUAUUGAUGGAUUUCCAAGAGAUGUUGCCCAGGCUCUAUCUUUUGAGGACCAAAUCUGCACUCCUGACUUGGUGGUAUUCCUGGCUUGCGCCAACCAGAGGCUCAAAGAAAGAUUACUGAAGCGUGCAGAGCAACAGGGACGGCCUGAUGACAACCUGAAAGCUACCCAGAGGAGACUAAUGAACUUCAAGCAGAAUGCUGCUCCGCUGGUUAAAUACUUCCAGGAGAAGGGGCUCAUCAUGACAUUCGAUGCUGACCGAGAUCAGGAUGAGGUCUUCUAUGACAUCAGCAUGGCGGUGGACAGCAAGUUGUUUCCAAACAAAGAGGCUGCAGCAAGUUCCGGUGACCUUGAUCCUUCGAUGAUGUUGGACUCUGGAGAGAUGAUUGACACAGGGUCUGAUUAUGAAGACCAGGGUGAUGACCAGGUAAAUGUAUUUGGUGAGGACACCGCAGGAGGUGUCAUGGAAGAUUUGAAGAAGUGUAAAAUUAUUUUCAUGAUUGGUGGCCCGGGCUCUGGCAAAGGCACACAGUGUGAAAAGCUGGUGGAAAAAUACGGAUUUACAUAUCUCUCGACUGGUGAGCUCCUGCGUAAUGAGCUGUCAUCAGACUCUGAAAGAAGCAAAUUGAUCAGAGACACAAUGGAACGUGGAGACCUGGUGCCCUCAGGCAUCAUCCUGGAGCUGCUGAGGGAGGCGGUGGUGGCCAGCCUCGGCCACACCCCGGGCUUCCUGAUCGGCGGCUACCCUCAGGAAGUGAAGCAAGGCAAGGAGUUCGGGCGCAGGAUUGGAGACCCACACUUGGUGAUCUGCAUGGACUGCUCGGCAGACACCAUGACCAACCGCCUUCUCCAGAGGAGCCAGAGCGGCCGGUGCGCAGACAACACCGCCACCAUCGCCAAGCGCCUUGAGGCCUACUACCGCGCAUCCAUCCCCGUGAUCGCCUACUAUGAGACGAAAACACAGCUACAUAAGAUAAAUGCAGAGGGGACACCAGAGGAAGUUUUUCUUCGACUUUGCACAGCUAUUGACUCUAUUUUCUGAAGACAAAAUGCAUGUAUGUUAAGGAGAGUGGAGACAGAAAUAUUAAAAGGUUUAUACCAUAACA